GACGUCAAAGGUUUUGAACCUCAGCGACCGCGCGUAGGGCUAAUGGAUUAGCUAUACAUUUUACGAUUUAUUGCCAGCUUGCCAACACAAGUUAUCAGUUUUUACGAGCUGAUUUUUUUUAAAUUCUUCUUUGUAUUCUUUUAGCUGUGCGCUUUGAUCCAAAGGAUGGAUCUUCAAAAAAUAAUCCACGACGCGCUGUACGACUUCAUUUUGUCAUAUAUUCCUCACGCGGAUCUGAGUACUCUAGAUGAUGUGAUUUUGUCCUACAUCACCGGGGUGCUAGAGGAUUUGGGAUCUCAAGAAAGUGUGGAGGAAAACUUCGAUGUGGAGGUGUUCGUUGAAAUGUUGGAAGCAUACAUACCUGGUUUUUCAGAUAUUGACAGUGUCAAAGUUUGUGAGAUGAUGUUUAAUCUGGCAUCAAAGUUGGCCUCAGCCCGAGACACAGAAUCUGAAGAUAUGAAAAUAGAAGAAGGUAACAUUUCCCUCUCAGAAAGCCCUUCUUUAACCAACGGAGGUUCAAAUGAAAAGACACACAACCUCACAUUACAAACAGAGGGAGCCACAGCUCAGGUAAGUGAAUCAUCGUGGGACACACAUGAGCAACAUCUUCUUGAGAUGUUUCCUAAAUGCAGUGUGACUGAGGCCAGAAGUGCGCUGUCUAUUGCUAAAGGAGACAUGGAAGAAGCUGUUCGUCUUAUUAUUGAGGGAGAUGUCCAGCUUAAGUGCCCAACGUCUCUCGAUGCAAACCAAGGGAAGAUUGUUUCUGCUGAAGUUGAUCAGAAACUUAAAGCAAGCAUUUUAGAAAAGUACAUGCUGGUUGAUAGUGAAGAAGACAAGAAAGUGCACAGACCAGUCACUCCAAAAGAUGCUCCUAAGAAACUGGUGCGCUAUCAUGGCAGUCAGGUGGUCACCACAAAGGGAGAGCGAUACCACCUAGUCAAGAAAGAAGAACCGGAUGACAUGAAGAAGACUUAUGUUAGUCUCAAACCAGCACGCAAAUAUCGUUUUCAUUGAUGUCAGGAAUCUUCUUGCUGGACCAUUCAAAGUCAACCCUCUUUGUUUUUGAUAUCUGUGUCUGGUUAUCUGACUGGAAACAAAUGAUU
Messenger RNA from Carassius carassius (crucian carp), 1103 nucleotides. It is a transcript of the gene cuedc2, whose product is annotated as CUE domain containing 2. NCBI's taxonomy places the organism in Eukaryota, Metazoa, Chordata, Actinopteri, Cypriniformes, Cyprinidae. Bases 166 to 1014 code for a protein of 282 amino acids. The transcript is spliced from 9 exons. The record is from RefSeq and is a predicted model, not a curated record.